AUGUCUUACCCAGUGAUUGCGAUUGGCAUCGUGGCCGCCAUCUACUUUCUCGUCAGGUAUCUGAAUGCCACGGAUGUUCCUAAAAUCAAGGGCCUGCCAGAGAUUCCGGGCGUACCUAUAUUCGGAAAUCUGCUUGAGCUGGGGAUAGACCACGCGAGAGUAGCGCAACGAUGGGCGCGCAAGUAUGGGCCAGUCUUUCAAACUAGACUCGGCAAUCGUCGCAUCAUCUUUGUCAACUCGUACGAAUCAGUCAAGCACUUCUGGAUCACACACCAAUCCGCACUCAUCUCCCGUCCCAUGUUCCACACCUUCCACUCCGUCGUAUCCUCCUCGCAGGGCUUCACGAUCGGCACCUCCCCAUGGGACGAGUCGUGCAAGCGUCGCAGAAAGGCCGCCGCCACGGCUCUCAACCGCCCAGCAACACAGUCCUACAUGCCCAUCCUGGAUCUCGAAUCAACCGUGAGUAUCAAGGAACUACUGGAUGACUGUAAGGGCGGCACGCAGCCCGUAGAUCCAAACGCCUACUUUGCGAGAUUUGCGCUCAACACCUCACUCACGCUGAACUAUGGGUAUCGUAUUGACGGCUCUAUUGACAGCGAGCUUCUCAAGGAGGUGACGCAUGUGGAGCGAGAGAUUUCCAACUUUAGAUCCACGAGUAACAACUGGCAGGAUUAUGUGCCGCUGCUGCGACUUUGGGGUGCGCAGAAUUCGUCGGCGGAUGAGUAUCGCGUGAGAAGGGAUCGGUACCUGACGCAGAUGCUGGAUCAUUUAAAGGGUGAGAUUGCAAAGGGGACGGAUAAGCCUUGCAUUACGGGGAAUAUUUUGAAGGAUCCGGAGGCAAAGUUGAAUCUUGCUGAGAUCAAGUCCAUCUGCUUGACCAUGGUUUCUGCUGGUCUUGAUACCGUCCCUGGCAACCUCAUCAUGGGGAUGGCAUUCCUUUCCACCAAGGAGGGACAGGCUGUACAGGCCAAGGCCCUAAAGGCAAUCGAGGAGGUGUAUCCCAACGGCGACGCAUGGGAAAAGUGCCUGGUGGAAGAAAAAGUACCGUAUAUCACGGCGUUUGUCAAAGAAGUUCUCCGAUACUGGACCGUUAUCCCCAUCUGUCUUCCUCGCACGAGCAUCCGAGACAUUCCGUACAAGGACACGGUGAUUCCUGCGGGCACAACCUUUUUCAUGAAUGCCUAUGCCGCCGACUACGACGAGGACCGGUUCAAGAUGCCUGAGAAAUUCAUCCCCGAGCGAUUCCUUGAAGACACAGAAGUUGGCACGCCGCAUUACUCAUAUGGGGCUGGAUCGCGCAUGUGUGCAGGCUCACAUCUUGCAAACCGCGAACUAUACACCGCGUACAUUCGUCUCAUUACGGCGUUUGAGAUGUUCCCGUCGGAUAAUCCUGAGGAUGAGCCUUGCAUGGACUGCAUUGAUUGCAAUGGUACGCCUACGUCGCUGACGCUGGAUCCCAAACCAUUCAAGAUUGGUAUCAAGGCAAGGUCGGAUGCGAAGCUGCGGCAGUGGAUUGCUGAGGCCGAGGAACGGACUGUACAUUUACGAUAA
Messenger RNA from Pochonia chlamydosporia 170, 1551 nucleotides. Its product is annotated as phenylacetate 2-hydroxylase. Bases 1 to 1551 code for a protein of 516 amino acids. The transcript has 4 exons. Gene Ontology annotation, molecular function: heme binding; iron ion binding; oxidoreductase activity, acting on paired donors, with incorporation or reduction of molecular oxygen. The record is from RefSeq and is a predicted model, not a curated record. Lineage: Eukaryota; Fungi; Ascomycota; Sordariomycetes; Hypocreales; Clavicipitaceae.